Hermetia illucens (black soldier fly) is the source of this 1639-nucleotide messenger RNA. RefSeq lists its product as uncharacterized. NCBI's taxonomy places the organism in Eukaryota, Metazoa, Arthropoda, Insecta, Diptera, Stratiomyidae. The record is from RefSeq and is a predicted model, not a curated record. The transcript is spliced from 3 exons. Bases 1120 to 1521 code for a protein of 133 amino acids.
AACGCGCGGCAUUGGAACAUAGGUGGCGAUUUCGUUUGCGAAAAGUCAUUCCAUCCACAAACAAACAACAAGAAGAAGUGGAAGUGGUGAUUUGAGCACGGCCAGACCGCGAGCAGCCAAAACAUUUUAUUCCAAGUUCAGAUUGAAAUCAGUUCGGAUCGAGGUGCGAAUUUGCAUUGGUAAAAGUUGGUGUCCCGGAAAUCGGAAGAACGAGACGAAAUAAACAACGUCGGUGACAGGAAGCAGAAAACAGAAGCGAAGCGUGGAGUGAAGUGGAUUGUGGUGUGCGAAUUGCGUAGAAAGUUGUCCUUGAUGAGCAGCAGCUUGGAUAUUGCUCGAGUGCCAUUGAUUCGCUUUCGUCGUGAGUAUUUUUAGUUCACGUCCACGCGCCUGGUGGAUCCCUGCAAGGUUCGAGUGGAGUUACCUGUCCCAAGCACCGGAAGGCUUGUGUUUCUGUCUAGUGUAUUUGUCGUGUGUUGUCCUGCAACGUUGACGUGAAAGUUAACACCGCUCCCACAGGCCCCCCGCGUGGUGAAAUUUUCCGGGCGCUGAGCCCAGCUAUCGCCAAGACGACGCAAUUAACUUGUGGGAAAACAAAGAUACCAUGUGCCCGUAGAUUUCCACGAGAGGGAUAACGAGGGAAAUCAUCGCCGCAAUAUUUCGUUUUCAUAACUCAAAAUAUAGAACAAAAGCCUCUGGGACUGAUCACAUUCGUCGUCGUUCAAGUGAAUUAUAAAUAAAUAAACAAGAAAGAUUCGGGCUCGCACGGUCAGGCCAAGCGCACUGCCAAAAGUGUUUAUUUUGCGUUUUUCCGCACUUCCUGUAUAACGAAUCCGCGUUCGGGGCUCAAUUUGCAAUCUUUUGUGCCGUCACGUUACCGACAUAUCAAUCAUCUUUGCCGAUAUAUUCGCAUUACCGUCGAGAGCUUGCGGUUUACUUUGAUAUAUCGAUAUAUGACUGAGUGCGAGGCCUCUGGGACUUGAUUUGGAUCCGCUCAGGUGAAGUGCUGCUCGCUUGGUGCUUGGGUAAACCACCCUCGUGUUCAUUGGAGACAUCACGUGAAUCAGUUUGGAAUUCUGAGCCAUUCACGAAGGUCCUACGACGGAUAACCAAUUGAAGAUGAUUCGUAAUCCGAUACUUUUACAUUGCGGAGCUGCUGUGGCUGUGACGAUAGCCGUAUCUUGGCUUGAUAUACGACCACUCGGUGUUCUAUUCCUCAUAUUACUGGCGCUGUGGAUCUACAAAACGCGCUGCAGCGCAGCUAUAAAAAUAAUUCUACCCCAACAUAUCAAUGCAAAAAUCUUAGAGUUUCACGAUCGCGUUGUGAAAUUACGUAAAGAACAUCCAGGUGUAUUUUGCGGAAUCGUAUCUUCAUGUUUAGCGGUCUUAGCUAUUCUGGGGCAUAUGAUCUCCGGCUCGAGUUUUGUUGUGUUUGGACUGAUUGCAGCUGGCCUCGUUUCAACCAAAUAUAAUUUCCAAAUAUUGAAAGUGGAAAAUAAAGAAGCUUUAAUUUGGCCCUGAAACACCUGAUCACGACGUUGACGAAUUUCUACCUGAAGUUAACGAAUCAAACUUAUUCGUCUUACAACGUGCUAGCGAUCAAGCCAUCAUCAAUCCAACCGCAGGCGAGGAAGAAGAG